Molecule: messenger RNA, 1923 nt
Organism: Nestor notabilis (Kea)
Lineage: Eukaryota; Metazoa; Chordata; Aves; Psittaciformes; Psittacidae
Gene: SLC6A14
Product: solute carrier family 6 (amino acid transporter), member 14
Exons: 14
Coding region: 1-1923 (640 amino acids)
Biological process (GO): sodium ion transmembrane transport
Cellular component (GO): membrane
Molecular function (GO): L-proline transmembrane transporter activity
Source: RefSeq, a predicted model, not a curated record
AUGGGGAUGCUCAGCCUGCUGCGAUUCCUCUCCUGCGGGAAGAAGAAGAACUUCAGUUUGUCCGAUGAAAAAGAUGCCCACAUUGGUGACAGUGAUGAGAACCUGGAGCGUGGCAACUGGUCAAACAAAGGCGACUACCUGCUCUCCAUGGUGGGCUACGCCGUGGGCCUGGGCAACGUCUGGAGGUUUCCCUACCUCGCCUACCAGAACGGCGGAGGUGCUUUUCUCAUCCCAUACACCCUGAUGUUGGCCUUAGCUGGUUUGCCCUUAUUUUUCAUGGAAUGUUCUCUUGGGCAGUUUGCCAGCCUGGGGCCAAUUUCCAUUUGGAGAAUAUUGCCAUUGUUUCAAGGAGUGGGCAUCACGAUGGUCAUCGUCUCCACCUUUGUGGCGAUCUACUACAACGUUAUCAUUGCUUAUGCACUCUACUAUUUAUUUGCCUCAUUUCAAAAAGUGCUGCCGUGGUCAGAUUGCUUCUCCUGGGCAGAUGAGUUCUGCAGCAAAACCCGAUUAAUAAGUGACUGCAACGCGACCUUAGAUGGAGAAACCAUUCACGCAAACUAUUCAUUCAUCGUAAGCAACAAUCUCACCUGUAUAAAUGGCACUAUAAACUACAAACCAGUGCAAUUCCCCAGUGAGCAAUACUGGAAUAAAGUGACUCUUCAGCGCUCGAGUGGGUUGGAUGAGACCGGUAACAUCGUGUGGUACCUGGCUCUCUGCCUCCUCCUGUCUUGGAUAAUUGUUGGAGCUGCGUUGUUUAAGGGAAUAAAAUCUUCUGGAAAGGUUGUGUACUUUACUGCGCUAUUCCCCUAUGUCAUCCUGCUCAUCUUGCUGGUGCGAGGUGCCACCCUGGAAGGUGCUCUGGAUGGCAUCGAGUACUACAUUGGGAGACAGUCCAACAUCACCAAGCUGAUGGAAGCAGAGGUUUGGAAAGAUGCGGCCACCCAGAUAUUCUACUCCCUGUCCGUGGCAUGGGGUGGGCUUGUUGCUUUGUCUUCAUACAAUAAGUUCCACAACAACUGCUACUCGGAUGCUAUUUUAGUUUGUGUGACCAACUGUGCCACCAGCGUGUUUGCUGGCUUUGCAAUAUUCUCCAUCCUGGGACACAUGGCGUUCGUGUCCGAGAGGCCCGUCUCGGAGGUCGUGGACUCGGGAUUUGAUCUGGCAUUUGUAGCCUACCCAGAGGCUCUCUCCAAACUACCAGUUUCUCCGCUGUGGUCCUUCUUGUUUUUCUUCAUGCUCCUGCUCUUGGGCCUUGACUCUCAGUUUGCCACCGUAGAAACACUUACAACCACCAUACAAGAUAUAUAUCCCCAAGUGAUGAAAAAGUUAAGACUCCCUAUAACCCUGGGUGUGUGCGUAUUGCUCUUCCUGCUCGGUCUGGUCUGUGUUACUCAGGCAGGGAUUUACUGGGUCAACCUAAUAGAUCACUUCUGUGCUGGAUGGGGUAUCCUUAUUGCAGCCGUCCUGGAGAUAAUAGGCAUCAUCUACAUUUAUGGAGGGAACAGGUUCAUUGAAGACAUUGAAAUGAUGAUUGGCAAGAAGAGCUGUUUAUUUUGGAUGUGGUGGAGAAUGUGCUGGUUUUUUGUUACUCCUGUGCUGUUACUGGCAAUUUUGGUCUGGUCUUUGGUCACAUUUUCACCUCCCACUUACGGCUCCGUGGUCUAUCCAGGCUGGGGAACUGCUGUUGGCUGGUGCAUGAUCAUUUUCUGUGUCAUCUGGAUUCCCAUCGUCGCUGUUCUAAAAGUAGUUAAAGCUGAAGGAAACCUUUGCCAGCGCAUUGUAAGCUGCUGCAGACCCGCUGCAAACUGGGGCCCAUACCUGCAGUGUCACCGAGGAGAAAGAUACAGCCAUAUUGUAGAUCCCAAAAAGGAAAAGGAACAUGAGAUUCCUACUGUGUCUGGCUUCGUAUGCACCCAACAAUGA